GAGGAGGGGGACGCACUCAGCUCUGAGGUGACUCCACGCAGGACACGGAUUUCUCUCCCCCCUUCAGAAGCGUGGAGAACCACUUUGGACUCCGCUCAUGUUGUCGCUGGGAGAGCAAAUGUAGCCGCGUCUGGUGAAGCGGCGGCGGCUCCUGCUCUGCACCUGACUCCCCUCACCGACACCGACCACCAGGAGGACAAACUUCCGCGCAAGUUGGACUCGGCGCGGACGCUGCUGCCUCGCGGCCGAAUUUGCGCAAAACCCCCCUUUUUUCUGCACAUUGAACGCUGCACCACCGAGGCGAGACGGCGACCUCAGUCGAUUACCUUUCCUUCCUUUGCUAUCCGAUGGAUAUUCACUGCAAAGCGGACCCCUUCUCAGCCAUGCACCGGCACGGCGGUGUGAACCAGCUCGGCGGGGUGUUUGUCAACGGCAGACCCCUCCCAGACGUGGUCCGGCAGCGGAUCGUGGAGCUGGCCCACCAGGGGGUCCGUCCUUGCGACAUCUCCAGACAGCUCCGGGUCAGUCACGGCUGCGUCAGCAAAAUCCUCGGCAGCUAUCAGAAGGCAUUUCAGAGGUAUUAUGAAACUGGCAGUAUUAAACCCGGGGUGAUUGGUGGAUCCAAACCCAAAGUUGCAACCCCAAAAGUUGUGGAUAAAAUUGCGGAGUACAAGCGCCAGAACCCGACCAUGUUCGCCUGGGAGAUCCGGGACCGACUACUGGCGGAGGGCGUGUGUGACAACGACACGGUUCCGAGCGUCUCCUCCAUCAACAGGAUUAUCCGCACCAAAGUCCAGCAGCAGUUCCACCCGUCCCCUGAUGGAUCCGUCACACCACUCUCCACGCCGGGCCACACUAUAGUGCCCAGCACGGCCUCCCCGCCCGUAACCAGUGCCUCCAACGAUCCAGUAGGAUCCUACUCCAUCAACGGCAUUCUGGGUAUCCCCAGGUCUAAUGGCGAGAAGCGGAAACGAGACGAUGUUCUCUGGACUGGAAACCACUUGGACGGCAGGAAAAUAGCACAUUGUGGUUCUGAAGGCUCCGGGCCUGGAAGCGACUCCCAGGGCAGCGUGGAGAGUUUAAGGAAGCACCUGCGAGCAGACGCCUUCACCCAGCAACAGUUGGAGGCACUGGACCGAGUUUUUGAGCGGCCGUCGUACCCGGAUGUCUUUCCUACUUCGGAGCACAUCAAACCUGAGCAGGCCAAUGAGUACUCGCUCCCGUCUCUUAAUCCCGGCAUAGAAGACGUGAAGCCGAGCCUGUCCUCCAGCGGAAGCUCCGAUCUCGCGGCCAGUGUUUCCCAGAGUUACUCUGUUGUGACAGCAGACUCUCACUCAUCAUAUCCACCAUCCAUGUGCGUAAAGCGGGAGCCCCAUGAGGCGUCCUUUGCCCCCUUCACUCCCUCCUCAGUGGGGGACUCUGCGUUAGCUGACAUCUUGUCCCAGCAGUCCAGCCUCUCUGUAGAUGCCUCCACUCCCAGCUACCCUGCUCAUGCCCAAGGCCCCUGCUACAGCCAGUAUACCAGCCAGCAAUUUAUAGCAGGUCGAGACAUGGCCAGUACUACCUUACCCGGCUACCCGCCUCACGUCCCUCCCACGGGACAAGGCAGCUACCCAACUUCUACACUGGCUGGAAUGGUUCCAGGUGGAGACUUUUCUGGAAACCCUUACUCUCAUCCACAGUACACCACGUAUAACGAAGCCUGGCGGUUCAGCAAUCCAGCAUUACUAAGUUCCCCUUAUUAUUAUAGUGCCGCAUCCCGUGGCGCCGCACCUCCCACUGCUGCCACUGCCUACGACCGCCACUAGUUACCAUGGAGACCAGCACAAACUGCAAGACCACAGCUUCGGCCUCCAUAUUGUCCCCGUCUGAGUAAAACCCUGAGGCCGAACGCGAGCGAAGAGGAGCCCCGCCAUGUUGCAGAGGAGGAUCCGGCCAGGUGGACGCCAUCGCACCCGGACCUGCUUCAGCGUGACACACAUUUGGGCUCGAGUCUGGUGUUCAGAACUUCAUGAACAAUUCCAGAAAGACUUUGAAGAGAUUAUAUAAAUAUAAAUAUAUAUAUAUAUUAUAAAAUACAAAAUUGAUGAAAACCAGUGUGAAGAAUACCACGUGGACAAAAAUGUUGUGGGUUUUUAUUUUUAUGUUGCUGUUGGUGGUGUUUUAUUCAUGUUUCCUCACAUUCCUUUGAACUGCAGUAUUUUCCAUUAAGGCUGAGAUCGGUCCUGAUGAUGUAGAGAGUUGGUUUGGGACUUUGGCCUUUUAUUUAUUUCAACUUUCACAGAAGACUUGUACUGUUUAGAUCUUUGCAAACAAAACAUUUUUAUUUUAAAAUAUCAUUUUUCAGUAAUUCCAAAUCCAAUUUUCCAGGUUUUUUUUUAUCCAGAUUGGAUCCAUUUAACCCAUGAUAAAUCAUUAUUAAAUGCUUUUCCGAAUCAGUUUUCUGGUACAGGGCUAUGCCACAAUUAUUAAUGAAUUGACUGAGAAAUAGUCUUUUCUGUCACUGGAAGUGUAAUGUGCUCCUAUUGUGGAUGUUUGUAACUUCAUUAAUUUCCAUUUAAUAAUUUGUUCAGUCUGGUAAUUCAUUGUUUGUGGAGGACUUCUGUCAGAGACUCAGCAUAGAUCUUCUGCCUGAGUCAAAAAUAUCUACGUAAAAUCAGCCAGCUGUGAUCCAUUGAAGGUUAACUGGAGCCCACGCUCAAAAAACACAAUCACUUCCUGUUUCCCGACGACUCUCAGUAUAGUCCUGACCAUAGUUCCUGUGGCGUAUCAAAGCAAAAUCCCUUUGAUUUUUUUCCUGUAACUUCUGAUUCACACAGAUGAACCCCCAAAUCUUAGCUUCAAAACUGACUCUGCAACUGGAAGUGAAAUAAAUACAUUUUUGCCUUUAAAACGUUCAUAUACCCUCAUUUAAUUUUAUGCAACUCUCUAUGUGGACUAACAGUUUUUUGGGGGGAAAUAAUUUUGUGAAUGUACUUGUAACUACAUUUGCCAAAGACUUAGGUUAUUAUUUAAUAUUUUAUUUACAGUCUAUGUACAUGAAGCAGUAUUAAGACAACAUGGGACUCUUCAAAUGACGUGUUGCGUUUGACUGAAGCGGUGACACAUUCAAUAUUACAACCUGUAACAGCAAACGCUGCUUUGUAGAGUGAUAUGUGAAUAAUGUGAAGACAAGUCUUCUCUGUAAAUAUGAUGACGCUCACAACAGCGGUACGACACUGUCUAUCCGGCUCUUUUGUAGAUAAACAGAGAAAAAAAAUCCAUUACAUUUGUGUCUUAAUGUAACGUUGUGCUGUAGAGAAAAGGCACAACGCCGCGUGACCCGCGGCUGCGGUUGUAGCCAGGUUCAAAUGCUAACAUCACAUAGUCGUCUUCGUCCUUUUGGUUUAUUUUGAUGUCAUUUUUUUUUUGUCACUAUGCAACGACUUUCUGUAUCAACUUUUGUUGUUGGGCAAGAAAAAAGAGCGACAAGUUUCAUUUACUGACGUCACAAUCAAAAGAUAUCACGAUGUUUACUGUCCAGUCGUGUGGUGAUCAGACGGAUAUCCCAUAUUAAAGUAAUAACUUAUUCCCAUGAACACCCUGGCCAGGUUUUAUUUUCAUCCGUUACCAGAUGAUGUCACGGUCCUGCUCUUUAUUAAAUUGCACUUAGGACAAGCUUUUCUCGGUUGUUGUACUCUACACUCAAGUUUUCAUCUUCGCUUCAGUUGGCGGAGAAAGCCCUUUGUUGGUAUCUGGACUUUCGCCCUUGUAAAGAAGACACAGGACAGGUGGCGGACUUAAG
Molecule: messenger RNA, 3784 nt
Organism: Synchiropus splendidus (mandarinfish)
Lineage: Eukaryota; Metazoa; Chordata; Actinopteri; Syngnathiformes; Callionymidae
Gene: pax2a
Product: paired box 2a
Exons: 13
Coding region: 348-1808 (486 amino acids)
Biological process (GO): anatomical structure development; regulation of transcription by RNA polymerase II
Molecular function (GO): RNA polymerase II cis-regulatory region sequence-specific DNA binding; DNA-binding transcription factor activity, RNA polymerase II-specific
Source: RefSeq, a predicted model, not a curated record